This is a messenger RNA of Salvia splendens (bonfire salvia), 891 nucleotides long. RefSeq names its product F-box/kelch-repeat protein At3g06240-like. The coding region runs from base 1 to 891 and encodes 296 amino acids. Lineage: Eukaryota; Viridiplantae; Streptophyta; Magnoliopsida; Lamiales; Lamiaceae. The record is from RefSeq and is a predicted model, not a curated record. The transcript has a single exon.
AUGGACUCCCUGUCUGAAGUAUUCAUAUGCAAUCCAGUCACUCGUGAGUACGUCAGGAUUGAUAUGGGUCGUGAUUGUGAUUCAAAAGAUUAUGCAUUUGGGUUUGGAAUGAGCAAAAGUGGUCAGUGCAAGAUUGUUAGGAUUUUUGCCCAUGUGAGUUAUCUCAUCACAUGUCAAGUAUACACUCUAGGAACGAAGCAUUGGAAAAGCAUUACAAUUGACAGCCAAUUCGAAUUGUUUUAUCAAAUGGAUGUGCCUUAUUUUAUGAAUGGGAAUCUUCACUGGCUUACAUGUAGUUAUGCUGAUAAUAGUAACCCUCCUAGGGUUUAUUGCAUCGAUCUUGAAACCGAGCUAUUCAACUAUUUUUCUUGUCCUCCUAGUAUUCAACACUGUCGAAGAAGUUACUAUUAUGCGCUAUCUGUUUUGGGAGGACGCUUGUGCUUCACCAAUGAUGACUUUGAUGAUAAGGUUGAAAUAUGGUGCAUGAAGGUAUAUGGAGAUGACAAAUCAUGGACUAAAGAUUAUGUCAUCAAGAGAAAACCAUAUAUGCUCAAACUUCCUGAUAUUUUAUAUGGUUGUUUCAAACUCAAUAUACUUUAUGAUAUACAUGAUGUUAUUUUGGAUGACGAAACUAUAAAGGGUUUUGUGCUACGCCAAAAUCUCUACCAUGAUACGCUUUAUGCCGUUAAAGCAUUCGAAGAUGGGGGGGUCUUACUCGCUCUAGAAAGAUCUUCUCGACUAUUUUACUACUCGAAGGUGACUAAAGCUAUUCAAGAGAUCAAGAAAGAGAGGAAUCAUGAUAGUUCCAAGUUAGUUUUUCAUAGUCCGAGUUUAGUUUCGCUCAAAUCCUUGGUGAUGGAGAAUAUGAGGGUAGAAUAUAUUGCUUAUUAG